AUGCCACCAUACAAAAUUCGGGGUGUCAACCUCGGGGGCUGGAUGAUCUCCGAGCCGUGGAUGAUGGACAGCGAGUGGCGAACGAUGGGCUGCUACAACGGCAAUCAAAAAAUGUGUUCCGAGUUUGACUGCGUUGCGUUUCUCGGUCAAGCCACGGCGGAUACCAGCUUCAACGCCCACUACGCGCGAUGGAUCACUGUUGAUGAUAUUCAGCGCAUCCACGAUGUUGGUCUGAAUACCAUCCGCAUCCCACUAGGCUACUGGACAUACCGCGACAUUGUAUACGAAGACAACGAGCAUUUCCCGCAUGUGGAUUUGAAAUAUCUCGAUAAUAUCAUCGCCAAGGCCGCUAGUCUCGGUAUGUUUGUCGUCAUUGACUUACACGGUGCUCCUUUUGCACAGAAAGCUAGUGAUGCUUUCACAGGACAGUGUCUCCCCUCCUCGGCCUUCCCGGCUUUCUUCCAGCAGUCCCAGUAUGAUCGGGCUUCACAGUGGCUGUCGUGGAUGACAGAGCGUAUCCACAACACACCAUCUUACAAAGCCACCAUCGGCAUUAUUGAGGUUGUCAACGAGCCCCAGACUGACCGGGACUCGGGCGGCAUGCCCCAGGCUGAGAGGGAUACUCUUACCCAAGUCUACUACCCGCAGGCACUGCAGGCCGUCCGCAGCAAGGAGGCAUCUUUGAACGUCUUGGCCAGCCAGCAGCUGCACGUGCAGUUUAUGGACCAGCUUUGGGGUGCGGGAAACCCGAAGUCCAACCUACCCUCUCUAACAUCGGUAGCCUUCGACGACCACAACUACGUGGGUGGUGCUAUCCCGCAAGGGACCGGCGCCAAACAGGCCGACUACAUGUGGUACACUUGCUACGACGACAAUCGCCUCUCAGACGGAAACACGCCUAAGGUCGUUCAGGAAUUCAGCCUGACGGUGCUGGGGGAUAUCGAGUGGAAUUCUGAAUUUGACCCCUUUGCCAGCCAGAACCAGGCAUUCUACCAGCAGUGGUGGAUCGCGCAGCAACGAUUGUACGAGAAGACGAAUGGGUGGAUUUUCUGGACUUGGAAGACCCAGCUAGGCAAUCCGCGCUGGGACUACUCGGCUGCUGUGACUCAGGGGUUCAUUCCUGGGAGUCAGGCGGGGUUGGAUCAGGCGGCUAGUCGUGAUGUAUGCAGCGAGUACUUUGGGAACUGA
Messenger RNA from Pseudomassariella vexata, 1188 nucleotides. RefSeq names its product glycoside hydrolase superfamily. The record is from RefSeq and is a predicted model, not a curated record. The transcript is spliced from 2 exons. Gene Ontology annotation, molecular function: beta-glucosidase activity. NCBI's taxonomy places the organism in Eukaryota, Fungi, Ascomycota, Sordariomycetes, Amphisphaeriales, Pseudomassariaceae. The coding region runs from base 1 to 1188 and encodes 395 amino acids. Gene Ontology annotation, biological process: glucan catabolic process. Gene Ontology annotation, cellular component: cell surface; extracellular region.